AUGCCAAAGCCUAAGAGACAGUUGACCAUGAACCAAGAUCACGUGAAGGAAACACCAAAAAUGAGAAAGAUCGUGAUCUACUGCGAAGACCCGAAUGCUACUGAUGAUUCUUCAUCAGACGAGAAGGAGAUGAUGAGUCCAAAGAGGUUUGUUCGAGAGAUUUUCACACCGAUUUUGGAUGUCCAAGUUGAGUCUUCGUGCCAAGAGACAAAUGGAAAGGAGAAAACCCCAAUUCCCAUCUGUAAGAAGAAGAAGGAAAAGAAGGGUUUAACUAAACCUCCGAAUUCGGUUGAGGCAAAACCUUGUUCCAAAAGAUACAGGGGUGUUCGGCGGAGGAAAUGGGGGAAAUGGGCUGCGGAAAUAUGUGAUCCAUUUAAAGGGAAGAAGAUUUGGUUAGGCACAUUUGACUCUCCAGAGGAAGCGUCCAAAGCUUACGAGGAAAUGCGCUUAAAAUUCGAGGCUAUGGGUCAUCAAUAUCCGCCUGAGAAGUGUUCAAAGGCGGUUUUGAAGACUCCCAAUCGGAAUAAAACCGUUGGCUCUGUCUCUGAGAACUUUGCAGCUGAGAGUUUGGUAACAGGUGCAUCUCCCUCGUCAGUGCUGCAAUUUGAUGAAAACAACAAAUUGCGCGAUCUGGGCUUAUUGUCGGAUGAAAACAACAUUUCACUGGCAGAAAUUGCGAGAGGACUAGAACUCGAUUUCGGGAUGAACUCGUUUCUCGCGGGAGAGGACGAGUAUGGAGAGCCUCUGGAGGAUUUUGUGAUUGAUGAUGGUGCUUUUGAUGAUAUACCAACCUAUGGUUUUGAAGGUGAUCUGCAAUGUGUUCCUCCUCUUCCAGAUUAUGAUUUUGGCUCCGAUUUCGGGGCUAUGAAUGACGAAAACUUGGGUUGGAUUGAUGAUACCAGUGCAUAA
Molecule: messenger RNA, 909 nt
Organism: Oldenlandia corymbosa var. corymbosa
Lineage: Eukaryota; Viridiplantae; Streptophyta; Magnoliopsida; Gentianales; Rubiaceae
Source: the annotation of a GenBank genome assembly